Messenger RNA from Saccharomyces mikatae IFO 1815, 1494 nucleotides. It is a transcript of the gene UBX5, whose product is annotated as DNA protein crosslink repair co-factor UBX5. The record is from RefSeq and is a predicted model, not a curated record. Lineage: Eukaryota; Fungi; Ascomycota; Saccharomycetes; Saccharomycetales; Saccharomycetaceae. Bases 1 to 1494 code for a protein of 497 amino acids. Gene Ontology annotation, biological process: proteasome-mediated ubiquitin-dependent protein catabolic process. Gene Ontology annotation, molecular function: ubiquitin binding. The transcript has a single exon. Gene Ontology annotation, cellular component: nucleus.
AUGUCAGAGGAAAAGAUAAACGAAUUCAUGGCCAUCACUGGUGCUGAUAACGCUGCUAUUGCCACUCAAUUCAUCGAAAUGGCAGACGGUAACUUGGACACCGCCAUAUCAUUGUUUUUCGAAAAUGGUGGACCCUCCUUGCUGAGCAGCAACAAUACCUCUGCUCCUCAAAAUUCUGCUUCCAUGGCCCCUAUCUCAGCGGACGCUGAUGCCGAUGCCCAAUUGGCAGAGAGGUUACAAAGGGAAGCUUAUCAGCAACAACAUGAACAAGAUUUUGUCAGGCCGCCUGAUGAGGCAAGACAUGAGGUACUUACCGAGAGUUCUGGGUUCCCAACUUCUUAUGGCGGCAUUGGCGGAAGAUUCGAGCCAUUGCAUCGGAUAAACGAUAUGUUUGAUGAAACGAGACCUGAAGGCAUCUUCAAUCAACGAUUGGAUGACACGAACACCAACACAUACAUCAAUGAUGACUCUUCAGAUUCCUUUGAAUCGUCUGAAGAAAACGAGGACGACGAGUACGAGUAUGUGGAAGAGCCAGUUAUUGAACUUGACGAAGAUGGUAACAUCAAGGAGUAUACUAAAUUAGUAAGAAAACCUAAAUUUAUUUCUAAGGAACAGAAGUUGGCUUUAUUGUUCAAACCUCCAUUUUCAAUUAUGUCCAAACUGGACCUGGAUCAAGCAAAGCAAAAGGCAAGGAUCAAGCAAAAAUGGAUAAUGAUUAACAUUCAAGACUCCGGAAUUUUCCAAUGUCAGGCUCUCAACAGAGAUCUGUGGUCAUCCAGACCGGUCAAGACCAUAGUAAGAGAUAAUUUCAUUUUUCUACAAUACCAAUACGAAUCACGCAAUGCCCAGCCCUAUCUACAAUUCUAUCACUUGAAUAAUAAAGAUGAUCUACCUCAUAUUGCCAUACUAGAUCCAAUCACUGGUGAACGUGUCAAGCAAUGGAAUAGAGCUGUUCCCAUGCCGGAACAAUUCAUUUCGGAAGUUAGUGCGUUUCUAGCCUCGUUUUCCUUAGAUCCUAAGGUCCCUAAUCCGACGGUCAAUGAACCACCUCCUAAAUUAGACCCAACGACUUUAACUGAAGAGCAACAAAUGGAACUAGCAAUCAAAGAGUCAUUAAAUAAUACCUCAAUUGAGUCAAACCAAGAAAAAGUACCGAAUGCUGAUCAAGGGCAGAAGCAAGUCCAAGAUGUAGAUUCAUUCAAUACUGUUGAAGCCAAAGUGCAUCCGGAACCGCUAAAUAAACCAGGAAUAACCACAAGAAUCCAAAUACGUACUGGUGACGGCACCAGACUAGUUCGCAGAUUUAAUGCUCUAGAAGACACUGUGCGUACUAUUUACGAAGUUGUCAAGACUGAAAUGGAUGGUUUUGCGGAUGCAAAAUUCACUCUGAAUGAUCAUCAAAGAGAGGAUUUGAUUGAUAAAUUGAAUAUGAGCAUAGCAGACGCCGGAUUGAAGAACAGUUCUUUACUGCUCGAGAAAAUUGACUCCGAGUAA